AUGUCCGCAGCUCCAUACAUCACCACAGCCAGGAAUGCGUGGAAAGGGCCAGGUUCUCUUGCUAAGUCUCGCCAACACUUCGUCUCACCCCUCACCCACCCUCUGGCUUCCUCACGUCAUGGCAUCCCGAACGAACCCUGGCUGGGACCCUUGUCACCAACACUUUUCUCGCAAACGCGGUUUCGACCGUCGGUAUCGGAUGGGCUGAACGGAAACUCUAUCAAUGACCAUAAACCACCGGAUGAGCGGAUCCUGAAAUUGGGAAGGACGCUUCGAACCCUUUCUCCUCUCCUACCCACCCUCCUCAUCAAUCCGCUGCCUCCUAAGAUCCUAGCUCCGAGCGUCACUCUCCACCUCUUUCCGUCGACGCAUCCACAUCUUCCCACUGUUAAAGGAAGGACCCUCUACCGUGCUGCCCUGUGGACCGUACCGGUGGCCUGGAGUAGCUUACCCUUGGUGGGGAAUGUUCGACUACAAGUAUUAAGUGAACGCAUUGUUCGCGCCGGAACAGUCUUGGAUCCGGAACAAGUUAGCGACAAUGAGUGCGGAGAUGAACGACUAGUUGUACGGUGGAAGACGGAACCCCGGGGCGAGGACUCUUAUUCGGAGGCGUCGGCCGCCACUAGAUCAAUGAAUGGUAAAGACCGUCUGGAAUCGCAGGGGAACGGUCGUCUUUCAUCGUCCAAGGAUGGGAUCAAUAAAGGGCUGAGUGUGUUGUUGGGUGGCGAUGCUCCAAUCUUUCCACUAUCCAAGGAGGAACAGUUUACCGGGCUUUUUAUCUUCUCAUUUGACGAGGAGGGCCGCAUCUCGUCACAUACGAUUGAACAUGCUGAUGAUGCUGCUGGCUGGGAACGAACGGCAAAGUUCGUAUCGUUGACCGACUGGUUAAUCGGGAAAGCGAGAGGAUCUUUAGACCCUGUGACUGGACCUGGUUUGGCGAUGCAGAGCUGUCAGGGUUAUCGUUGGCAUUCAACGGACAGACAUUGCUUACAUCGCUGA
Messenger RNA from Aspergillus oryzae RIB40, 999 nucleotides. RefSeq lists its product as uncharacterized. NCBI's taxonomy places the organism in Eukaryota, Fungi, Ascomycota, Eurotiomycetes, Eurotiales, Aspergillaceae. The transcript is spliced from 2 exons. The record is from RefSeq and is a predicted model, not a curated record. Bases 1 to 999 code for a protein of 332 amino acids.